Paecilomyces variotii is the source of this 2721-nucleotide messenger RNA. RefSeq lists its product as hypothetical. The transcript has 3 exons. The record is from RefSeq and is a predicted model, not a curated record. The coding region runs from base 1 to 2721 and encodes 906 amino acids. Gene Ontology annotation, molecular function: protein binding. Lineage: Eukaryota; Fungi; Ascomycota; Eurotiomycetes; Eurotiales; Thermoascaceae.
AUGGCGUAUCCUCAGCGAGCGCCGCCGCAACGGCCUCCUCCUACCAGACAAUACGACAAUCCGUAUCCUCAGGCUGCGGGCUGGCAGGGUCCGCCGCAGAACGGCUAUGAUCAAGGAUACCAGGAUUAUGGGUACGAUAACUACGAUGGCUAUGGCGACGCUGGAUACAGAGGCCAGCAGGCGUAUCCCCCGCGAUCGCAGUCGCGACCACAGCGCGGUGGUUACGGUGGACCGCCACACCAACCUGGAUAUGACGGUCGAGGCAAUCCGGACAGAAGACGACCUCCGCCAGGCGGGCCAGGAGGCAGGCCGAUGAAUCGACCUCCUCCGCAGGGGCGAAUGAGACCACCACAAGGAGGACCGCCGCAGAAUGGAUCCUGGGACAUGCGCAAGGGUCCGCCGGAUACUGGUAUUGAGAGGCAGAUGGCAGGCAUGGAUUUGAAGGAUAGAUCGCCGCCUGUGCGCGCCCCGGAGCGACCGCAUACCUCUCACUCGAUCCGCUCCGACUCCUCGAGACAACAAAGUGCUCACUCGUCUCCAAGAGAAUAUAGAAAUGGGAGGGACCCGUACGGAUCGCGUGGACCACCACCUGCUGGAUAUGGCCCACCUCGAGGCAGACCUGAGCGGCCGUACAUUGAUCCCAAUGUCCCGCCGGUGAUGCCGCAAGCAACGAGAAGCGCGACUAUGCCCAUCAACUCUCCGACGCAGUCAGGGCCACCGCGACAACCACUGUACCCUGGACAGUCUACGUACCAGGAACACACGCCCGCAUCUGCGACUUCCUACAAUGCAGAUCCUUACAGCCAGCCCCCUCCUCCAAGACCGUCUACUACGACUGGAUAUAGGCCUGACGCGUCGACUAUUCCUCGGUCAGAUCCAGCAGGCUAUCUUGCGCAACCUGCGUCCACAGAUGACAAAGACGCCUCGGACGACGACUUCUUGGAUCAUUACUUUGACUCAGCAGAGGGCGAUGAACCCGAUAUGCCGAACUUUGAUGCUAUGCCGGACAAUCCUCAGAGUCACCAGGAGCAUUUUAUACCAGGGGUAGAAGACCGGAAGCCCCCGGCGCCAGCCGCUGCUCAGUCGGGAGGCCAAUACGCUGCGUACAACCCAGGGUUCUCGGCACAAGCUCACAAAGCUCAGUCGCAGCCCGACCUCCGAACCAACCAUCACGACGAGCUUGCAAAUGCAGGGUUUCAGUUCGACCUUCCUAAUGAUCAGAAUACCUACGGAGAUUCGAUGAACAGUCAAUAUCCCCCAGGAAACCAGGGGCCACCUAUGCCGAUGUAUACUGAGAGUUACGGGGGUUAUGCGCCUCCACAACAAUAUGGUGGGUCUAUGCAAGACAAUGGCCCUCCACGACCAUAUAGGUCAAAUCAGCCCAGUAUGGAAUCACAGGAGUUUCAGGGCGUGGAUCCGCAAAACCCAGACUCCCUGCCUGCUCAUCCGACACCUUUCAGACCUGGGCUUGAUCAAGGCCCCAAACCCGCUCCAGUGCGACAGUACGGUGGCCCUCCUGCUGGCGCACCCGGGCCUAGUCAGAUCCCGCAACAAACUGUGGCUGGAGAAGAACCGGAUUCGGGGCCAGUCACUCAGCAAGAGCUUGACCGUCUGCAGCUAAUGGUGCGCAGCCGUCCGGAGGACCGGAAGCUACAGUUGACGUUAGCAAAGAAGAUGGUUGAAGCUUCAACGGUCCUUGUUAACGGAGACGGAAUGCUUGAUGCCAAAACGAAGAGCAAGACACGCGAAAAGUAUAUCAUGGAUGCCUAUAAAAUGGUAAAGAAGCUCGUACAUGCCGGAUAUCCAGAAGCCAUGUUUUAUCUGGCAGACUGCUAUGGUCAAGGCCAGCUGGGUCUGGAAGUUGACACGAAGGAAGCUUUCCAUUUGUAUCAAUCUGCUGCGAAACAGGGACAUGCGGAAUCCGCUUACCGUGUGGCUGUGUGUUGCGAACUGGGGCAGGAAGAAGGCGGCGGAACCAAACGCGACCCGUUCAAGGCGGUUCAGUGGUACAAGCGUGCUGCAGCCCUGGGAAAUACGCCUGCCAUGUAUAAGAUGGGAAUGAUUCUGCUGAAGGGUCUCCUGGGACAGCAGAAGAGCCCGCGAGAAGCUAUCUCAUGGUUGAAGCGUGCUGCGGAACGUGCAGACGAGGAGAAUCCCCACGCUCUCCAUGAGCUCGGUCUGUUAUAUGAGAGCGCUAGUGGCAACGAUAUCGUUAUCCGGGACGAAGAAUACUCCAGACAGCUCUUCCACCAGGCUGCAGAGCUUGGGUACAAAUUCUCUCAGUUCCGACUCGGAUCUGCAUACGAGUAUGGUCUCAUGGGUUGCCCUGUGGAUGCGCGUCAAAGUAUCAUUUGGUACACUCGCGCGGCUGCACAGGGUGAACACCAGAGUGAACUUGCCCUCAGUGGUUGGUACCUGACCGGAGCUGAAGGCAUUCUGCAGCAGAGCGACACUGAAGCCUAUCUAUGGGCGAGGAAAGCAGCUUCUGCUGGUCUCGCGAAGGCUGAGUAUGCCAUGGGUUACUUUACGGAGGUUGGUAUCGGCGUCGCCUCCAACCUUGACGACGCCAAGAGAUGGUAUUGGCGGGCAGCUUCUCAGAACUUUGACAAAGCUCGUGAACGCCUCGAGGAUCUAAAAAAGGGCGGUGGCAGGAUGCAAAAGACACGAGUCUCGCGCUCCAACGUCACCAAACAGAACGAAGGCGAUUGCAUCGUCAUGUAA